AAGAUGAUCCAAAUAGUACUCAUUAGUAUCACGAACAAGUUUUCUGAAAAAUAUUAGGGCAUACAGAGAUAGCAAACAAUAAUUUUCUCUUCGGCAGUUGCAAUCAGAUGACGAGAAUCUCUCUGCUUCGUUACUCUUCCAAUGGUAUUAUUCCCUCUAUCUCAUUUUCUGCUAUUUCACGUUCUUCUUCGGCAAUUGCAAUCAGAUUUUAUUCUUCAUAUCAUAGCAAUACAUUCAGUUUUGAGAACGUCAAGUGUUCAGAUGAUGCUCUGACUCUCUUCCAUCGAAUGGUAAGAACGCAGCCUCUUCCUUCUGUUUCUUGCUUCGCGAAAUUAUUAAAGACUAUGGUAAAUAUGAAGCAUUGCUCUACUGUUCUUUCUCUUGUUCGAGAAAUGCUGAAAUUGAACAUCCCAAUUAAUAAUUUCAUCUUGAAUAUAGCGAUCAACAGUUAUUGCCUAAUGCAUCGUUCUGACUGCGGAUUUUCUAUGUUAGCCAUUUACUUGAAGAGUGGUACUCCAUUUGAUGUUGUCACUUUUAACACCUUAUUAAGGGGACUCUUUGCUGAAAAUAAGAUCAAAGACGCAGUUAACUUGUUCAAAAAGUUGGUGAGAGAGAAUAUUUGUGAGCCUAACGUAUUCAUGUUUUCGACUGUCAUGAAUGGGCUUAGCAAAAGGGGCCAUACUCAAAAAGCUUUUGGUUUGCUACGAGUAAUGGAACAAGGAAGCACUAAGCCCAAUGCAUACAUCUAUAACAUUGUAAUAGAUGCCCUAUGCAAAGAUAGAAUGUUGGAUGCUGCAUUUAGCCUUUUUGAAGAGAUGAAACAAAUAAGCAUUCCUCCGGACAUUGUCACAUAUAAUUCAUUGAUUGAUGGUCUCUGUAAGUUUGGUCAGUGGGACAAGGUAAGGACUUUGUUCUUUGAAAUGGUAAAUCUUAAUAUUUAUCCAAAUGUGCGCACCUUGGCUAUAGUAACCGAUGGACUAUGCAAAGAAGGCAAAGUUGGAGAUGCUGAGGAGGUAAUGAGACACAUGAUUGGAAAAGGUGUAGAGCCUAAUGUGGUCACCUACAAUGUGAUAAUUGAUGGAUAUUGCUUGCGCGGUCAAAUGGAUAAAGCAAGGAGACUUUUCGAUUCCAUGAUAGAUAAGAGCAUUAAGCCUGACAUUGUUAGCUAUAGCACAUUAAUAAAUGGAUAUUGUAAGAACAAUAAAUUGGAUGAGGCCAUGGAUUUGUUUCAUGAAAUUUCUCGAAAUGGAUUGAGACCUGACAUUUUCACCUACAGUAUUAUUUUGAAAGGCCUAUUUGAUGUUGGAAGAACUGACUUUGCGCAAAAAUUCUUUGUUGAGAUGCAAUCUACAGGGCUCAAACCUAAUUUAUGCACUAAUCUCAUUUUGCUCUGUGGUUAUUUUCAGAAUGGACUUGUCGAGAAAGCUAUGUCACUAUUUCAUAAGUUGGAAAUACAGAGAGAAGAUACUGAUAUUGAAUUUUACAAUGCUGUAAUUCACGGAUUGUGCAAAAAUGGUCAGCUCGACAAAGCUCAUGCUAUUUUUGAGAAGCUUUCUUUAAUUGGAUUGUUUCCCGAUGUGAUAACAUACAAUACAAUUAUAAAUGGAUUUUGUCUAGAAGGAUUGUUAGAUGAAGCUAAAAAUAUGCUAAGAAAAAUGGAGGAGACUGGUUGUUCGCCAAACAAUGGCACCUACAAUGUUAUUCUGCGAGGAUUUCUCAAGUUUAGCAAAAUUUGUGAAAUUACAACUUUUUUGAAGGAAAUGAAUGAAAGGGGCUUCUCAUGUGAUGCAGCUACAGCAAAGUUACUGAUACACCUUAUAGCAGAGAAUCCUUCUUUGCUAAACAUGAUACCACAGUUUCACUCGGGAAGUAAGGAGUGAAUUUUUAUUCACUUGGUUUAUUCAGCUAGACUUAUUACUGUGAUGCAACUUCCUUUCACCUCUGCGAAAGAAAUCACAUCUAAUGGAAUUGCGGAAGCUAAAAGAAUGGCAGUUAGAACAUUGCUUGAGCUGUCCAAGCAAGCUUAUUGAGGAGGUACAUCUAUUUUGAUUGUUUUUCAAUUCUACACUAUCUUAGAAAUCAUAAUUUAUUGCAGUCUUAAUAUGAGAAAUGAAAGUUUCCUUAUGUGCACAUGUUAAGUCUAGGAAAAUCAUUUUCCGUGGUAUUUAGUGAUUCAGGUAAUAGUUUUCUAUCUUUUCAAUAAUCAAUAGCAACUUUCUGUAACUUAGUAAUAGCUGUAGAAACAAUAUUUUUGAUAGUUUCGUAGGUCUUGGUAACAUAACCAUAAAUGUAACACCAGAGCUUACAUGAUAACAUGGUACCAGCUCCUAAUCACCACUGCGCACAGUUGGCCAGCAUCAAGUGAGCUUGAAUUACCAUAGUUGAUCCAACAAAAAGGUAUGUUUAAAAUUGCCAUAGCAGCUUUACCCUUAUAUGCAAGAAUUAGGGACAAUACUUUCUCCAGGAAAUAAUCUCUUGGUUUCUUUUGUCUAAUGCAAAUUCUAGUGCGAGGAAGACUACAGAAACCAAAAGUUACCUCCUUUCUGACAGGGUCAGAGUGUACAAAUCCAUUCCAGAUGAGGUCUUCCCCACUGGUACUAUUGUGCUUCCUAUUUGUGAAGAUAAGUGGGUUGCUGUGAGCUUGGAAUUCCCCAAUGAGAAGUGUAGCUAAUUAUGUAUUACAGUAGAAACAUGUUACUUACGUUUAUCGUCCUCUGAAACACAGAGGCUAGACUGAAUCAAGGACUAUUAUAGCUACCAUCUAUUUAAAGUAUUUUUAAAAUUUAUUUUCUGAAACAUUGAAGUGCUUUUUGGAAGUUUAGUGGUAUUAAUAUGAACUUAACAGGGUAAGUUCUUAUCAUAUUUUAGUUGAUUAACUGGGACUGCCCGAGUUCUUUUUUAAAUUGCGUUUUCAUUAUGGUAUUACCGAACGAUAACUACUUAAAUAAGUUCAUAUCUUAAUUGCUGCUUGAUAGUUAGAGGCCUCAGAUGCAGAUAUUCUGCUUCCUGAUCCCAUUUCCCUUUUAUAGUAACCUUUGCUACUUUAUCUGUCAAGUUGAAUAAGCACUUAGGACUUGGAUUUGGUAAUUAGCUCUCCCUUUAGUGAGAACAAUAGGGUUUCAUAUUGAUCCAAAUAGAUGUUAAGGACACUUAGUUCAGGCUAAUAGAUGUUUUCCCUGAGAUUCACUUAGUGAUGACAUGUUAAUGCAGUUGGAAGACUAUCGAAAAAUAUACUUUUGUAGAGCAAAUUGACAUCUUUCCCAAUUUCAGGCAAAUGUUUCCAUACUGUGUCCUCGGACUUGGAAGAUGUUCCCCAGCCGAAACUUGCAUGGAUUCACUGUGAAAGAUGUUCCCCAGCCUGAAGAAAGCAAAAGUAAUUUUUUGGUUUGUGCCUAUAUGAAAGUAAAUUCCACUAAUGCUUUUUUUACUUUACACUGCUAGGACAACUAACUUCUAAUAAUUUCACGGAAAGACUCGUCAGCCAGGUGACUCAACUAGCUCUGAAAAGCUCUCCUUGUGAAAGUUUGCUUUUCAUUACCAAAUAGCAAGGGAACUCCAUAGUUGGAUGUCCAAAUUCAACUUCAGUUCUGAGUUGUGAGGUGGAGGAUGAAGAAAGGGAAGGUAAAAGGUGUUCAAAGUUUUCUGCAUCAUGUACUCAUUCAGUCUUCACUCUAAACAUACCUCUCCAGUCCAUAGGUGCUGAAAAGUUUAAUGCAUCUUCAAUUUUGCGGGGUGUGCGUGGUAUCAAUGUUCCAGUUGCCUAAAGAAACUCUAUCAUCAGCUGCAAUGGCACCAAUCCAUUCCUCUACUGUCUAGAAUGCAAAUUCUAGCGCGAGGAAGACUGUAGAAAUCAAAAUUACCUCGUUUGUAACAGGGUCAGAGUGUACAAAUCCAUUCCAGGUUGGAUGUUGGUCAUGGAAGCUGAAAUGGAAAGUCAAAAUUCCCUACAAAGUUGCUUGCUUUACAUGGUUAUUAGCAAAAGAGGCAGUUCAGACACAAGAUAAUUUAAUCAAGAGAGGAGAACACUUAUGCUCUAGAUGUUAACUUAUGUAGAGAGGAGGCAGAGACAAUAAGACAUCUCUUUUUGACUUGCAAGUUGACCGUACAAUUAUGGAGGAUUUUCAUCAACUUAAGAGGAAUUUUAUGGGCUAUGCUAGGAAGAAUACUUGAAGUUCUAGCUUGCUGGAAUAAAGAAGGUAAUAUUUCUAGACAUAAAGAGAAAUGGAGAAAUGUCCCAGCCUGCAUAUAGUAGACAAUUUGUGAAGAGAGGAAUCAGAGAUGCUUUGAACUUGAAGACAAGUUCAGUGACAUCCAGAAGAUGAAGAUGGAAUGUCUAGUUCUUUUCUAUUUUUGGUGUGAAGGAAAGUUUUUGGAGGAUCAUGAAUCCAUUUGUGAUGUUCUAGAAUCCUUGUGAGAAGACCAAGGAUUAGAAGUGUUUGGUUUUUAUGCACUCCCCUUUAUAAUUAUGGGUGACUUCACAGUUCUAGUGAAGUCUAUAGUAAUAUACAAAUAUGUUACCUUCUCAAAAAAAAAAAAGGGAUACUUUGUUAGUUAUUCUAUUCACAAUCAUAGCUGGGAGGAAAUGCAAAUGUCCCAACUAAAUUUGAGUUACAGAAAGACUAGUCUCAUUCUUCAGCUUCGUUCGCAGACUUCAUCACGUUGGCGACAUAGAACCCGAGACUAAGAACUGAAAGAGCAGCAAAAGUCAUUUUCAUCACUUUCCUUGGCUUCUUCAGGUUUGCAGCCAAACAGCUAUCGUAUCCGAUUUACACCCACACUAUUCAGACUUCAAUGACAUCAUCAUCCAUUCAAUUAUCGACAUGGAUGCUGACAUGAUCACCAUCUAGAACUCCAGGUCAGAUGAGGAAUUUUGUCUGUGUUCCAGGAGUGAAGUAUGGUGCUGGCAUUGGUCCUGGAGUAUUCGCCAAGGAUUCCAUCAACAGAAGAAAUUGCUGACAGAAUCAAAAAAAUGCUUGCAGUCCUUCAUACCAACAUCCUCUGAAGUUAAUCCUGCUCUCAGCAACAUGGUAGUUGCUGCUAAGCUCCUCCGCACGCAGUUGUCCAGCACCAAAGAGGGGCCAUCCAGUCUCCUAUAAAUGGAGAUCUGGACUGCAUACAUGGAAAAGGCUCAUGGAGAUAAAAGAAGAUAUAGAGAAAAACAUUCACUGGAAAAUCCGUAAAGGGGAGGUGUCCUUACUGGACAGGGAAGGGAGCUCUACCCAGGCUAGGAGUUCAAUGUUCAACCCUUCGAAAGACCAAAGGUCUAUCAGUUUUUUUGUGUUAAGACUUUUGGAGGGCAGAAUACCUACUGAUGAUGUGAUUGUUUGGUAUUCUUUGCACUUCAAAAUGUACUUGUUGUAAUCAGGACGAAUGUGAAUCCAUUGAUUUUCCAGUAAAUCCUGUGGCAUUUCAGUUCAACUAGCUAUGAAAUGGUGAUUUCAUGAUGUUGGCGAUGUAAAGCCCAGUACCAAGAACCAACAGAGCAACAAGAAUCAUUUUCACCACUUUCCUUGGCUUCGUAAGUUUUGCAGCCAAACAGCUAGCAUCUCCGGUCGUUUCAUCAUCGGUCGAAUCAUCUGUUGAUUCAUAUUCAGAUUCACGGAAAGUCCUGAAACCUUUGCCAUUUGUUCUGUGCAGCCGGCCAAAAAGUGUUACUAACCGGUCAUCCUCCAAAGCCGUCUGAACAAAAGAUGGAGGUUGUGCAAAAAAAGUGAUGCCUUCAGAGCUAUCCAUGUUGCAACCAAGUUUUGCUAGUAGAUCUCCAGCCUUUAUUUGCUCCCUUACGUACGGAGUAUGACGGGAUCAUCCAACUGCCGGAUUAGGAACCUGCAGUCGUGAAGAAUAUUAUUAAAUAAGGGGUGUGAGCUCUGUAAGAUAGUGAUAACUGUCUGAGCAUCUAUAUUCACUUCGAGUGGCUUGUAGCCAUGAGUAAAAGCCAAUUGCAAUCCAUGAUAGAGUGCAAGCAGCACAUUUUCAUUACUCCCAUUAGUGAUAAGGUGGCCAGUAAAACCUUUGAGCCAACUGUCGGAUGAGUCGCGUAUGACACCACCAAUCCCUCCCUGACUUGUAUUUAACCUAGCUGAACCGUGUGUAUAUAGCUUAAAUGUGUUAAAGCUAGGAGGGUGCCAUUUUAUUUGCAUUGGAA
This is a messenger RNA of Nicotiana tabacum (common tobacco), 6145 nucleotides long. Lineage: Eukaryota; Viridiplantae; Streptophyta; Magnoliopsida; Solanales; Solanaceae. The record is from RefSeq and is a predicted model, not a curated record.